Messenger RNA from Pneumocystis murina B123, 1462 nucleotides. RefSeq lists its product as hypothetical. Gene Ontology annotation, molecular function: acyltransferase activity. The transcript is spliced from 6 exons. NCBI's taxonomy places the organism in Eukaryota, Fungi, Ascomycota, Pneumocystomycetes, Pneumocystales, Pneumocystaceae. The coding region runs from base 94 to 1089 and encodes 331 amino acids. The record is from RefSeq and is a predicted model, not a curated record.
UGACAUAAAAUAUCUAAAAAUAAAAAAUCCAUAAGCAACCCAAGAAAAGACAUUUAAAAGAUAAUAUGGAAUUGAUUUUUUUGUAAAGAAUUAAUGUUUUCCAAUUUUUCCAGUUUUUUUUUGAGAUUUAUUGAUAAAGAUUCAUUAAAAAUAAUUCAAACAAAAGGAAACAACAUUUCGUUUGAGAGAUGGUAUCAUAAAUAUCUUUUUUCCCCGGAAAAAAGAUAUAAAUCAUCAAAAAAUUCAUUAAAUACGUUUUUCAAAAAUGUUUUAAUAAGAAAUUUCAAUUCAGAUAAAUCCAUUUUUAGGAAAGGAUUUUUCAGAAUCAAAUUAUCAAAGACUUUAAUGUAUUUUAAUACUUUAAAUCAUGGAAUUCUACCAAUUAUUAGCAUGCCUGAGUAUAUGUAUAUAAAGAAUGGAAUGGAUAAAUUUCAAUUUCAAAAAAAAAGGUCUAUAUUUACAGAUAGAAUAAACAGAAAUGAUAUUCUAGUAAAAGAUAUUAUGGAAGAUAGAUUGAAAAAUCCAGUGACUAUUUCAUCUCCGGCAGUUCUUUCUUUAAUUAAACAUUAUAAUAUUACUAAUCCUUUCGAAAUCAAAACAACAGGCCCUCGGGGAAGGUUGUUAAAAGGAGAUAUUCUUGCACAUGUCGGUGCAAUAAAUAAAGAUUUUCCUUUAAAAUUGGUAAAAAUUAUCGAAGAAAAAGAAAAAUUAGAUCUUAGUAAUCUAAAAAUAAAACCAAAACAACCUAUAGAAAACUCAUUUAUUUCAAUAAUUAUUCCUGUUUGUCUUAAAUCCCUUUUAUCAAUGAAAGAAAGUAUUAAUGAAAAAUUAAAUAUUAAAAUAGAACUUUCGGAUUUAAUAAACAAAGCUAUCUACAAGGGAUCCCAAAAAGUACCUUCUAUUUUUCUUAAGAAACCAUCUAGACAGGAAAUUUUAUUUUCUAACGUUUUAGAAGAAAUUCCAAAAUAUUAUAAUUGUAUAAAUGUCAAUAUAAAUAAUGAAGACUUUCAAAUUGAUUAUAUUAAGGACAAGAAAACAAAUGUGUUAUGGGCAUCACCUAAAAUUAUUCGGUGGUUUUAUAUUUAUUAAUUAGUUUUAUAUUAAUUAAUAUAGUAUCGAAAAUAUAAUAUUUCCUUCCUCUAUAUCAUUAAGUUUAGAGGAAAUUCUUGAAGCUCCAGAACAAAAAUUAGAAGAGUCUAAAGAAGAUUUAGAUAUAAUAGAUUUUCUAGCAGGAAAUCUAUUUGACAAAUCAUCUAUGUCUACUAAAAAAAAAUGCCCUUACUAUACAACAUUUAUAAGGAUAAAACUGGAUAAAUCUUAUACAGAUAUUUAUGUUGCAAAGACUUUUAUUAAGGAAUUAAAAAGCUGUAUCGAAACUCCAGAAACCUUAUUGUUAUAAGCUAAAUUUAUUUUAUGAUAAAAUAUUUUUAAAUUUAAUUCAUGUAUUAUAUACAAUCAACGG